Pocillopora meandrina is the source of this 19071-nucleotide messenger RNA. The record is from the annotation of a GenBank genome assembly. NCBI's taxonomy places the organism in Eukaryota, Metazoa, Cnidaria, Anthozoa, Scleractinia, Pocilloporidae.
AUGAGAGUUUAUCUUUCAUUGCUAGUACUCGUAGUUGUUUUUGCGGGACAGUUUGGCAGAAGAGGUGAGUAUAUAAGUUUCAGUUAUUAGAGAGAUAUGGAAAAAAUAUGAUUUUGGUCGUGGCUCCGUCAUAUAGUUUUCCCUUGUAGGGAAACCUAUCCAACACUUAAGAUUGCUAUUCGAGUACUUGUCUUCUGUGAAUUUGGAUAUAACAUGAAUGAUUUAAAUAAGAGAAAGAUUUGAGGAAAAAAAAGAGAAACUUCGGAUAAAUCUUAGGCUCUCGGGAAUAGAAAUUUGAGAAUAAACAUGUUUCUUGUGAAUUCAUAAGGUCUAGAUUUAGAGUAACAUUUAUCUAAAAAGAAAGAUUGUAAAGUACAAGCGACUUAUGUGAAGCAAUCCAACCUACAUGGGCAGCGCAUAAAUGGGGCUUUGUUGUGGGUCUGUUCUUGUUCGUUAUUCAGAAUUUCAAUAAUUUCGUGUUUAUGAAGGAAUAAUUAUUCUUAUUUGAGAAAGUCAUGUCCUUCAAACUAAGACCUACUCAUUUUCAACGGAGUAGUCAAGCGGCAAAAUUCAAAGAUAAGAUUUUACUCCCUCCAAAUAUUCACUGCUGUAAAAAUGAUAUAAGCGACUGAAAACUCCAAUUCUUUUUUUGUUUUUUUUCUUUUAGGUUUGACUAUGUAUUCAUAAUUGGGUGUUUUCUAGUUCAUAACUUUAGUCAACUGAACAUAUCAUAAAGCCAAAUUAUCAAAACUGAAUCUUUAUGCAAUGAUUACGUUUUUGUGAUUAUGAAGCUUUCGUUUGUAUAGCGCUAAUUUAUAUUUUCGAAAUUGAAUGGAAUGAAACUCAGCUUUGAUGCAAUUAACAUUAACACUAUUUUUUUAAAUUUUAGAAUGUACAAAGCCUUUUAUUUCUACAAGCACAGUUACAGCUUCAUCUCAGCUUUCUCCGCAAUAUUCCCCUGAGCAUGCAGCUUUGUCUUCUCAAACAGCAUGGUGUCCAAAACAAAACUUUACUGACGAAGAAUACCUUCAGGUUUGUGUUUAUUUUCCAUCGCUAAAGUAAAACUGUUGCUUUUAAAUUUUUAAAAUAUUAAAGGUUAUAAUUGAUAGUAAAUUCAAAACAAAGUUUUACGGCAAGUUUUCAUUCUGACAAUGAGACUUCUAUGAUUCGGCUAACUGAUAACCAAACAUCGAAUGAAUAGACAGUCAUAGACAGUCAUUUCUAUAACAUUUAACUUGUUUCUUCUAUUGAGUUAAGCAACUGAUUUAACACGGAAUUUUAAUUUUUCUUUAAUUAUUAAUUGAACAAGUGAAUCUUAACCUUUUCACUGCCAAGAUCUCAAUAGUAACUCUCCUUACCCUCUGCCAUACAACAUAAUGAUGUUAAUUUUAAGAUUUUGGAAUAGGAUCGACUAAUAUGCUCUUAAUUGAUAUUUUUCUAUAUUCUCGUCACUUGUCUGCUUGAUAUUUAGCCGUUUGUACGGCUAAAGGUCAAAGAAACUAAUUAAAGAUAAUUUACGCUUCAGGUUGAUUUUGGUGGGCGGAAAGUUGUGAAGAAAAUUAAAAUUGCCGGUGAGGCAAACCCCCCUGUUAACGAGACUGCCAGGAGUGUAACUAAGUACCUCAUUCAAGUCAGUGCCGACGGAGCUACAUAUGAAGACUUUGAUGCGGUGAGAGGGACAAAUUUCACAGUACUUCUGAAAUGGGGAAACGGUUAUGAUCGUUUGCCAAGUUUAAAUUACGUCCUCUUGUUAGUUAUACAUUAACGGUGGACUUGGAUAUGGGAGAGAAUCUAAUGAUAACAACUGAACAAACAUUAGAAUUAAUUCACAUUUGAACGUGUGUGUCUUAAUUGUCACAAAACAAAGAAUUUGAUCUUAAAUUCUAAAGAAAUUACUUCUAAUAGAAGUAAUGAUUGUUACUAGCAUUUAAAAGUACCGUUUAGUUCAUUUUAUCUUGUUAUAGUACAAUCAUAUUUUCCCAGGUUUCAAAACCAAUGGCUGAAAUGGAAAUAAGAACCCAGUACAUCCGUCUGAAGCCUCUGGAAUUCCACAAAUUUCCUUGCAUGAGGCUUGAAAUUUACGGAUGUAAAGGUGAGAUGGCAAUAUCUGUUAGGAGUUCAUAGUGACUGUAAAACUCAAAGGAUUCCUUCUUUUUAACAUUGCUUGGAAAAAGUACGAGUUAAGUAAGUGUGAAGUGAGGUAACGUUCUUUGUUGCUUAGCUCAUCUAUCGUCUACUAUAAUAUCUCUUGGAAUUUAAAAAGAGAGCAAAAUUUAAAAAACAAACAACCAAAAAACAUCAGGAAAAACAUGAAAAGAAAUGAAACGAAAACUUGAGGCAGAACAAACGCAUAAACAAGAUGAACUAAAAAAGAAAAAGACAGAAAGCUAAGACUACAACAAAAUAAGACCAAACAAGACAAAACAAAAGAGAGAAGGCAAAACAAAAGAAAAAAGACAAAAGCGAAAGGAAAAAAAAUAUGAAAGCAGAGGCAGAACAUCACAUAUAAAAUAAAGUGAAGAAGGUGUUUCCCCUGGAUGUAGAAAUUAAAGGAAUCUCACUUCUCAUCCAUCCAUUCCCUUUUGUUCUAAUUCAUUUAUUCUUCACCAUUAACUGUACAGCAAAGAAUCCUGAACUGUGCAGUGAAAACAACGGGGGCUGCUCUCAGAUAUGUGAACAACGUUCCAAGUAUUGUAUUUUUGGUAAAUGCUACUUUAACUGUCAUAUCGACUUCUUGUGUACACGAUGGGUGGAAUGCAAGUGUCAGUCUGGAUACAAACUGCUGGCAAACGGGAAGAAUUGUGCUGGUAAAUUUAAUUAUUUUGCUCGUAUUUAUUGACAUCUUUUCAGGGAUUGCCUGUUCAAGUUUGUUCUUUUCUUUUCUACGGUAGUUUGUUUAUGGAAUUUUUUAGCCCUUGAUAUUCAAUCCAAAUCAAGGAAUCUCCAAAUUGUAGCCAAUCGAAUGAAAGACUUUAAACAAAUGUUCGCGUAGUUGUUGGUUUGAGGCAAACUAGAACACCUGAUGCUUGAAAACAACGACAAAGGUGACGGUGAAUGGUCAAGUAGCAACUAUCGCUCCUUUUUGCUGCUUGAUAUUUUCUAAAUUUAAUCUCGAUCUGCUGAAAUUUUCUGUAAAUAUCUCUUUGAGUUGUGUAAGGUUUUCUCGGCUCAUUCGUAUGAAUACAUAUGAAAUAAAAAAUGAAAUAAAGUCUUUGAACAAUCCGUUCUUUCAAUCAUUAUAAGCUUUUGGUAAGCUUAAGUUUGAGUUUGCAUACUUACUUCGUUACUUGUCACUUUGGUUGAUCAGUUUUGACCAACAGAUUAAUUAAAUUUUGCAUUCAAUUUUCACCAAUGUCUAAUAUACAAUACUUUCUUGUUCAAAUUGAUAACAGAUAUAAAUGAGUGUGAAACCAACAAUGGCAACUGCGACCAGAUUUGUAAAAAUUCUAAAGGAAGUUAUCAGUGCAAGUGCCGCAGUGGGUUCCUUCUUGACAGCGACAAGCACAAAUGCAAUGGUAACCAUGAAAAACAAAUUGCCUCAAUAUCUAUAUUUAGAACUAAAUACGUUUAUUGGUAAAAAAAACAAAACAAAAACAGGAAUCAAAUAGGAAAUCAAAAUUAAAAUAAGCAAUCUGCUAUGAAAACGGACAACGCAAACGAUCAAUUUAGGAUUUUUUCUAUGUUUUGCAUCUUAUUGGUUUGGAGGAUGAUUCGAGAUUUCUGGACCAACUACAGAGCAAAGUCGAAUGAAAGCAAAGCAAUCUCGGAUUGAUCUUGACACUCCAUUGUACAUUGCUCUAUGUACUUGCGGACUGAAAUUUUUUCUUCAAGAUUCAAAAUUGUUGAGGCCUGCAUUAAAUUUUCAUCCGUUAUUUAAGGUUUGUAAAAAUAAAUAAGUUUGUUUUUGAAUGCUAAAUGAAUUAAAAAAUUGAUGAAUAGUGUGAGCGAGUGAGUGAAGAGUGAAUGAGAGAUAGAUGGUGUGAACGUAAUUGAGUAUGUGAGCCAGGCGGCGAUUUCAUUUUUGAGUGAGUCCAUAAACUAAGUUUAUAAAAUUACGUUCAAGCGUUCUGGAUGCUCCUAAGAUAGCAAUGUUGAGAUCACUAUGUGUACAACUCUGAUUCGUUACGUGCUGUCCUAUUUCAGACAUAAACGAAUGCAACAACAACAAUGGCGGCUGUAAUCAGCUUUGCAGAAAUAGUUUUGGGAGUUAUCAUUGUGAGUGCUCCGUGGGAUACAAGCUUUCACAGGAUAACCAUACUUGCGUUGGUAAGAGUCUUAGAUAAUGAUUUUUAUUAUAAAAGAUUUAUAAUCUCUUUCCCAAAAUUAAGCUAAACCUUUGAGUUUAUAAAGGCUUGCUUUAAGUUCCUCGUGCAAACGUUAUACAUGUUUUUAUUUUUAAUAGGUACGAUAAGCGAUUCCUUUAUAAGGACUAGACAUUAUCCAUGUACGAUGUACGAUGGGGGAGGGAGGGAGGGGUUAAGGGUUAUCUGGGAGUGUUUCUCAAGGGGAAAGAAGGGAGGAUAAGCUGUCGCAGACAGAACAUGAAGGGAAACUAUAGAAAGUUGGCUGCCAAUUCGAUCAGGUAAAUUUUAUCGUGACAUAACCAUUAUUCCCCCCUCCCCACCUCAGGCGAUAAAGAAUGACCACUAUCUAUGGUUUUCUUAUCGCUCUGUAUUAGAUAUCGAUGAAUGUGCAGUUGAUAAUGGCGGGUGUAGUUAUGGAUGCCAGAAUCUUCAAGAACGCUACAUCUGCACCUGCCCUAUCGGAUUUGAGUUGGAUCGAACGCGAAAGAACUGCAGAGGUAUUUACUUUUUUUCCUUCAUAAAUAUACAGGUCAGCCCAAACUUCCAAAAGAAUGUUCGGUAUUUAAUUUGAAAAGCAUGUUAUUUACUUGCUUUACGGCUCGUGAUUUAAAAGCUUUACUCGCGCUCUCCCAACAUUCCGCGUGGCUUUAUCGCGUAAUAAAACCUAAGAAAACAUUUUCUUUUUUAUUUAUAAUUGUCAUGGUUUUGUUGAUCUUCCAUAGAUUCAAAUGAAUGCUUGCUGGCCAAUGGUGGCUGCGAGACUAAUUGCCACAAUACCAUUGGAAGCUAUUACUGCUCGUGUAACUAUGGCUUUGAGCUAUAUGAUACAUUCAAAUGUAGAGGUAAAAUAUGAGGAAUAUGUUGUAGUGUUUGGCAUUAAGUAUGGGAUCAGUUACCUUUGGCAUAAAUUGGUAAAAUUUAUACCCAAACAGAAGCUGCUGUUCCGAUUAAAAAAAAGUAAAUGAAUAAAUAAAUAAAUGAAUGAAACAGAGCCUUGUCCAUCUUGAUCCAACCGCUGAGUCCUCUAGCUGCCUUUACUCGUUAGUAAACUCUUGAGGCCCGUUUAUUUAAAGUCUAGGGCGUAAAAUUGCGCCUAAUACAAGCGCCAAUGCGACUAAAUUUUUACUGACAGGACCAAUUCCUGAAGAUUAGUCGCCAAAUUGGCGACUAGAAUGCUUCAUCAUAGCCAUACCUAAAGGUACAGUGAAUUAAAAAGAUUUGCAAAGAUAAAUCCGCGGCAAACUUUUUCGCUAAGUUCGCUUCCAAAACGCGGCACAUGUAUCUCGAUCGAUAACUCGACGUCAUCUUAAAUUUAGGUGAGUUUGAAAGUUGUAUAUCGUCCAUCUUAGUAUCCAAUUUGAAGAACUUUGCAGAACUUAAUUUUGGAGGGUCUAUCUAGAACGCUGACAGCGUAAAAAAAUGUUUUUUUGUCUUAAAGAAUGGCGACCAACAAAAAAAAUUAUUCCCCUCUUUCCUUAUUUUUCCAACGUUUAGUAUCCUUUUAUCAAGCCAAUGGGUUAAACAUACAGAGCAAUCGUUGUUUACGUCACUUUAUGUUUAAUUUCAUUAAAUUUCAAUGGGUUAUGUCUUUACAGACAUUGACGAAUGCUUGCGAAAUACUGACAAUUGCUACAAGCUGCCAAAAUUUCCAAGGAGGAUACGGGUGUCCCUGCAAGAGUGGCUUCAAACACAAACAGGGAGACUCAUACAAUUGUGACUGUAAGUACCAUAUCAGUUAUGGUCCUGUUGGACUUAUUUCUCUAUUAAGUGUCGAAUGUAAUUUAAAGUUUAAUUGAAUGUCCUAAUUUUGAUAAGUUAUUGGCUCAAAGCAACAAAGGCAACGCAAGUCACCUUCUCGACAAAAAAGGUGCAAUACUUAAGGACCCGUUCAUUGAUUUGAGAACUUUCAUCUACCCUCCCUUGACCGGCUUAAUUAUCUAACCACUGAGUUCUCAUUGCUUCCUUUCGUAAUUUCCAUUGCUCUGACCUGGAUUUAUUUACUUUCGUGUCCUACCUGUUGGUUAGUCAAUCGAAUAGCACUUUUGAUCGAUGGAUCUUCAUUAUUGACCCUGUUCUACUUGAUUCCACGCACAAGAUUAUCGAAGUAUAUUUUAUGUUCACAUUCUACCCUCAGCCAGGGGGACGACGGAUUAUCUUCAUUGUUGGAGUAACCAAUACAAAUGGCUUUAAUCAUUUCUCAGAUAUGUGAAGUGAAUUUUUGCCUUAUUAUCGCAAAUUACUAAAUUUAUCCUUGAUUUCAAGUUAACACUUGAAGGUAAUAGCUUGUGAUAUAAUAACUUUCGUCAUCUUAGUGAUUAUAGCAUUUCUCGAUUGAAUUUCAUAAAAGCGAAACCAAAGUGAUAACAACGACCAUAUAUAAUUGUAGGAGAAAGGAAAAUGCCUUUAAGAGCCAGUAGGAACUCAAAGCAUAACCAACCAAAAUACUCAUCAACCUAAUAGAGUGGUGUAAAUGACGAGUGACGUGUCAGCAGCUGAUUGGCGAUAACAAACACACCUAAAAAAUGAUUACAAUUUUACAUGCGAGCAGUUACGGCUUUUCCCAGGGCUGGAAAUCAAAGUAAAACACGGUAGUUCAUGAAAUGAAAUAUUUCCAUAUAUUUUUUUAUUUUUUUACUUUUGAAGUCAUCACUUGCCCAGCCCUCUUGGAGUCUAUGGGCACAUCUGUGAGUCCUAAGCCUCAAUGCUUAGUCGUUGGCGGCAGGAAAGUGAAUGAGACUUGCAAGUUUAGUUGUAACAAUGGAUACGAGCUUCCAGAUCCAAAGAAGGACACCCUCACCUGUUUGGUAACGGGUUCAUGGGAUGCACCCAUCAUAAAUUGCCAACGUAAGUCUCGAAGAUUAAUUGGGAGUGUUUCUUUAUAUUUCGAAAGGGAACUGAGGUGUGCAUGUUAAAUUUUUAGAAUGAAAAAUGAAUGAAGUCAAAUAACUUUGCUAUCACUGGCUUUUGCUUUGCUUGUUAGGUUGUUUCUUUCUUUUUUUUAAGCAAUGCCAGUAGUAGUAAUAGUAGUAGUAGUAGUAGUAGUAGUAGUAGUAGUAGUAGUAGUAAUAGUAGUAGUAGUAGUAGUAAUAGUUGUAGAAGUAGUUGUAGUAGCAGUAGAAACCCAAGAUAAUUUACUCUAUUGUUUACAUAUUAUCUUUUCUUCCAGGUAUAACAUGCCCAGCCUUACCUCCUAUUCAAAAUGGGGACCUACUUCCGGAUAUUUGCCCAAUUUCCGGAAAUAGUUUUGGCAGCAGUUGCGUUUACAGUUGCAAAUCAGGUUAUAAAUUGACCGGCGUGGGUACGAAAACGUGCCAAGCGAAUGGAGAGUGGGACGACAAAACUACACCGAGUUGUAAUAAAGGUAAAUGUUUAAUCGGCAAUGGGGAAUGAGGUCAAAAUUAGCCGAAUUCCGAGGUAGUUAUUUAUCGAUAUCCUUGCUAGUCGGUUUGGUGUCUCCAUAAUUUGUUCCUUUUAAUUUGCCUUACUUUUCUAUUUGCUUCAAUGCGCCUAAGUCACUUGCUCUCAACUCGCCAAAAGAUCUUCGAUACGCACUGUUUCUUCGCCAAUUACUUGCUAAAAAAUUUUUCGUUUCCUUUUUUUGUUUGUCUGUUAUUACCGCUGCCACUGAUUUUGGUGCUUUUGUAAAAUAUGGCUAUUUUUCUGCAGAUUAUCCGAAGCCAUGGAUCACUUGCCCUACAGAUGUCGUUGCUACCCUUGCACCAAACGCUAAGGAACACGAUAUAACUGGGUUGCUAAGUCAACCACAGUCCAAUGUCAAAAAUAUUCAGAUGUACCCAGAUAAGUACCGCAGCAGCCUGGUGUUCCCGUCAGGCUUAACUGUGCUUACUUACGUCGCUAGUAACGAAAUCGGUGAAACAGCGAAUUGUACUACAGUUGUGACCAUACAAGGUAAAAAAGGCUUCAAUUUUAAAAUGUUUAUUAUUAUUAUUAUUAUUUAUUUAUUUGUUUUUUUUUGUGUUUGUGAAACUAACGUUUUGAAGAAAGCCGGAGAUUUAAAUCCUUAAAGCUUCUUACCUUUUCUUUUUCCUCAGAUCAACAAAAACCGACCAUUACAUACUGCACUGAAAAUAUAUAUCAAGCAAUAUCAGGUUCAGAAGCUUCCGUUACAUGGACAGAGCCAAGCUUCACAGACAACGUCGAGGUUGUAAGAGUCACAUCGACAAAGAAACCUGGCGACACAUUCCAAAUUGGAUCUCUUACGGUACUUUAUGAGGCGUUUGACGCCGCAGGGAAGAAAGAGGGCUGCUCUUCCGUAGUGCAACUAACGCGUGAGUCUUUGAAGGCAUGAUUUUUCCUAUCUUUGUUGGUAUUUUUAAAUGGUUUCUGUUUCGUUUUUUUUUGCAAUUAUUUAGUAGAGAAACUGCCGUCUUGUGUUUUUUGUCAAGUUGAUAGACAGGCUGUCAAGCAUUUUAUAACAAACGGAGAUCUUUAAGCACUUUAAUUUCAAACAUUUAUAAUUAACGUUCAUUAGUCGGAGAAAUUGAUUUUUUUUCGCUCUUGAUGAAAUCCAAACUGGUGCUUUGGUAAUAAAGAAAAAUUCCUAUUCAAUUAUGAGUGAGCCCAGCAUAUGUCUUACGUUUGGUGAACCGCUUAUCUUAAAAUCCCUCAAGCUUAGAACGCCUAAUAUAACUUUAAUAGCUGCGUUAAUGGGAUAGGAGUUCUAUAGCCCAUUUGACGAGGGUCCAAGUAACUGGACGGGCCCGUAAAGCUGUUUCGUUUUCAUUCAAGAUGGGUGUUUCAAAAGUUUUGAAAAUCAUUCAAUAAAACUAUUAGCUAAAGAAAGAAAUUGGGCUGGUUAGGGUGAUAAACCUGCUUCUCUAUUCUUUGAAUUUUCAAUUUGAAAUAUGGCUCCGGGGGCCAAUAAGUUACCGGGACGUUCGAGAAAUGGGCCCCAGGUGUAGCUUUUAUUCACUUGCAGGGAAGAGGUGCGAAAAACCAAGCGAACAGCCUGACAAUGGAGAAUUGGUUUGCAAUUCAAUCGGAGACUUCCUUUACUGUUCAAUUAAAUGUAACUCUAAUAAACAGUUGUUCAAGUACUCUUUUGGCUCAAGUUGCAACCCAUCUUCGUUGAAGUGGUCACCAGAGGAGGUUUUAAUCGACUGUGUAGGUCAGCAUAAAAUAACAAAAUUUAAAUUAUUGUACUUGUGAUCAUGAUAACACCUUAAAGUUCUUCGUUAGUAGUAAGUCUUCCAUCAUCCAAGUUUGUGGAAAGAGAGGCGGUAUGAACAUUUCUAAGGAAAAUAAUUUUAUGACAAGACAGCAAAUUAUAUUGCGGUAUAAUACAUACCCAAACCAUCCUAUAAGCUCAUGAAUGAACUUAGGCUGUAAUGAUGCGGGUACCACGCGUUAGAUUACAAAUAUCCUAAAUACACCUUAUUCGAUGGUUUAGCAUGUAAUAAGUGCGGAUAUCUUGCGAGUUGCGGAGUAUUGACGGGCAAUGAGCAAAAUUUCCGUUCGUACUGUAUUAAAGCUGUCCAAUGAGGGUUCAUUAUUCCUCUCUCGUUUCUUUUUCUAGACUUUUGUCUUCUAAUUUUCGAAACUUAAUGCGGUCUUACCUGAGCAUUGUACCGAUAGCAUGAUGCGUGCGUGAAAGAAGAAAACUGCAAAAAAGGAAACCAUUUAAGUGACCACGAUGACCAAAAGAGACUUCUUGAGUGGCUCGAAUGUCGUUGCUGAAAAUAACAUGUCCGAAAAAUUAAAGAGAAAUCACAGAUCGCUUAGAUCAUUUUUGUCCGUAUUUUGACCGAUGUGUUAUAAUUUGGGCGUUCUAUGGCCCUAAAGUUGUAAAACGACGUCAUAGUGCAAUAUUAACUUUUGGUACUCUAUUGCAACUUUUGUUUAUCGGACACCGUCAAAUUUAAGUACAUUUAGUGUUUCGUUCGGGAAAAACAAAAUUUAGGUUUGAGAAUUUUUUUUUUUACGUUUGAAAUAACUUUUCAUUUCCUUUUCCUCAAGACCCUUGAGCGAGUUAGCUGUAGAUUUACCUCUGUAUGUUUGACAUUGUGUUGUUAUUGUUUGCCUCAUCAGACUCUGUCGCCAUGCCGGCAAGUGGAGAGUGCCCUCAUCCAACAAUUCCGCAGCCAUCCCUUAUUAAUUUCAACAAUCCAGCAAAGCCAUGCGGUAUGUCGCUUUAAUAAGCCCUAAAAUCUUGGAUAUAUCAUGGAGUGGAAUAAAUACUACCCUGUUAUGCUUUCUGAACUUUUCCGAAAGCACUUUUAAGAAUGCUAUCUUACACAGAAUCGAAUCAAUUCAGUCUUAAUGAAAUAUUGAACGAUGUGUGUCACCGGACCCGGUCCGGAAUGUAAGCUGAUAGGAAUGAGACAAAUUCUCUUUGAGUUCCUUCACAAAUCAAAACAGAAAUUUAGCCCAUUAACGCCUAUCAUUCACACAUGUGUCUCUCCCGGUUUCGUUGCACUGUGACAAGGAAUAUUAUUCCAUUCAACCUUGAUUUUGUCUCUACUGAAUUAUUUUCAGUUAAAUGUCCUCGAGGGAUGAAAUAUGAUAUGACACAGAAAGACUGCCUAGCAUGCCCUAUUGGUUACACAAGUGAACAAGAAUCAAGCCUGAAUUGCACCAAGUGUCCAGAAAAAAAAAGCACCAGAAAGGAGGGGUCGAAAACAUGCGAAGGUAAGCACGAUGCUGUGGGUUAUGGCGCUAUUUUUAAUGUUGUUCUUUCUUUUUCUUCUUUGUCUAUUGGUUUGUUUGUUUGUUUGUUUGUUUUUGUUUCUUUUUCCUUUUCUGGUUGAAAUCGUUUUUCCUUAAUUGAUUACCGAUUGACUGAAUCACCGAUUCAUAGACUGAGCUGUAGUUGUUGAGCUGUGAGUAUACUCAGUCCAAGUUUUCGGUUGGCUAUUUAUUAAUGUUACUUGGAACUUUCGUCUUUCUGUCAAGAUCUUUGUGAUAAAGGGAUGUCAUCAGGAGAUGGGUUCGAUUCUCCUGACAAACAUGCGUGUUAUUUUUGCAACGUUGGAUUCUAUCAAGAUCAAUAUGGUGCCACACAGUGUAAGCAAUGCCCGAAUGGACUCACAACAAUUGCGAAGGGAUCAACCUCCUUGGAUGACUGUGGAAGUAAGAGCAAUCAUAUUAUUUAGCUCUGACGCCAUUCAGUUGUUUUCUAAGCUAAAAUUGUGUCGAAAUAUGAUGUUAUUUAGUGAAUGACACGGGCAUACUCGGAGAAGAAGAACUCCGAGUGCUUCCAAUAGGAGACGAACCUUCGACCUUGCGAUGAAUACUUCGGACGCUCUACUACUGAGCUACAGAAGGCUCGUUGCAGGCUGUUUAACCAGGUCCAUGAUGACAAACUUCCUGCAUACUGCCAGAAGAGGAACGUUUCUGCUAUCACUGCUUUUCUUUUAGCUAUCUUUUUCACUGCAUAAACUCACUUCCGUUUCUUUGUAAUUAUUUGAUUUAUUUUUGCCUUUUCUAAAAUUAAUUUCCCUUGCUUAUAUCACAUUUACGGAAUAAUCCCAAACUGGUGAUAUGCUUCAUCCUAUUCAAAUGCUACUGCCUUUAUUAUCGCCUUUAGUAACACCAACAGUUUCUUCCUUUGGACCUCCUUCCAUGGUCGUCGAUGUGGAUGAAAAUGGCAGAGUUCAAUUUGAGUGUAUGGCAGCUGGACCACCAGAACCUACGUUCUUAGUUAAAAAGACAAAGCCAGCACCAGGUUUGUGGCGAGAGUUUGAGUCGAAUUAUCCUUAUAACAUAUCUGAAAAGCAACCUGGCUCAUAAAGAAGAAAGAUUGAUACUUGCGGGGGCGUAAUCAACCAACUGCAUUAUUAUCCACCCAACUGCUGUGAAUGACAACCCAAAUCAAAACCACGAUCAUUUUAAUAGAAUUUUCAGUCCAACAAGGCAGCGAUGACUGAUUAGGAAGUUGAUUAGCGUUGAAUCAUGUUCAUGAGAAACCGGUUAUGAAUUAUACUUUUAAUAAGUGGUCCAAGCGUUAAGUUGCAAAGUACGGGGAACGAUGUUUGGCGAGAGUAAACGAACCACAGGGGUCUCCUAAAGAGUAACCGAGAGGAACUGUAUUGGGAGUGGAAGUGACUGGUUCCUCUUCUUCUUUUGAUAGCGCGGCUUUUAGCUUAAUUAAAGUUCUGCUGCGAACUUUUUUAAAAGAAUUUAAUUAUGCGGUAAUACUGCUUUUUUUUUUCAGACGGUUUCGGAGGACCUGUUAGGAUAGAGUACAUCAGGUCAGGUAAUGCAGUGACUGGUGUACGCUACAUAAUUCUCAGUGCGACAGAACAUGACGCCGGACUAUACUUUUGCACCGCCACCAACAAGUUUGGAUCGGAUACGAAGCAACUCACUUUGAAUGUCCAAAUUUCCGGAGGAAGUGGGUCAGGUAAUAAAAGUUCAGAUAAAAGAUCACGGCAUAAAGAGCUGCAAAACUUUGAUGUUAUUAUUAUUAUUAUUAUUAUUUUUAAUAUUAUUAUUAUUAUUAUCAUUAUUAUUAUUAUUGUUAUUAUUAAUUUAUUUAGUUGUUUAGUUUUUUAGUUUGUUUGAUUAGUUAUUGUUUAUUUUUUUAUGCUGAAACCUUGAAAAAUAAGAAGAAAAUGACCAUUUUAAACUAUCCAAGAUUUAAAAACCAGGUUUAAGUUUAUGUUUAGAUACAUCGUAGACAAGGAUAUUCCUCGGACUGAACAUAAACAAGCUUUGGUCAUUCAGGCCAAACCCUGAAAAACUCUGAGGUAAAAGUGCCUAAGAUGUGAAAUCCGCUUAUUAAAAGUGUAGAAGAACUGUAAAAACUGUAAAAUUUCGGCCUUCGUCAUGCAUCUGGAAAAUGUGAAACACCAAAAAUUCUGCAUACUGCCUUUUUUGUCGACCGUUUGGUCACCGGAAGUUGUUUGAUGAAUUUAGAUCGAUAAGAGCCCUAAAAACCAGCUUUCAUCACCUGAAUUCAGAGAAGCGCUAGAAUUGGAACAAUAGCACACAUCCAUACCAUACACAUCCUCGGCUGAUUGGUAAAUCAUAAUGUAAUACAUGCCGGCAUAGAGAUGCAUCAUAUACAUUGUAUACUCUGUAGCUUCCUUUAGUUGACAAAUGUGGUAUUCACUGAUAGGUUAAUCUUUUUUUCCUUUCUCUCCUCAAGGAGCUUGACGCCUUGAAAGAAAUAUCGUUACGUUAUGCUUCAGUACCGAACGAUUGAGUAGAAUGACACAAGGAUUCCUUCUUUUUCACUGAAUCAAUUGAUAUGAUUAUCGUGUGUAUUGUGACAAAUCAAGGAUUACCUAACAAAAUAAAAUUAGAUAAAGCGGGAUUAGCAAUGUGUUUUUUUUCAAAUUAAUGAUGGAAAGGAGAAAGGAGAAAUUGUGUGAUUGUAUUUUGGGGAUGUUUUAUUUGAGUCUUAAAACCGGAAAAACUUACUCUUCUGCGCCACAAAUCUAUCAAACUCUCUUUGAUGGCACAAAAAAAAAAAACUCGCCAAAACCAGCUGGCUUAUAUUUAUUCAACAAAAGUAUGUCGUUUAUACUAAUUAAGAGCAUUUUAGUGCAGAUACUACGGUUACUCACAUUCAGUUUUAUCCGCAAGGGGCUGCGCAAAAUUAAAGACCUUGACCGUGAGUCCAGCACAACUGGAUCAUGCCCAAUUGAUGCUGUGACAGAUGUUAGGAAGCGUACCUCUUCGUUAAGGGUGCAAAGUGCAAAAAGGGAGGGCAUAUUUUUCUAUUGUUAUCUGCUCAGAAGCUCGCGGUUAUUACGCUAAGCGGUUUUUACUCUGCGAGUAAGACUUCAAAAACAGUCAACUUUUUGCUCUCCCAGAUAGAUGGUCGGUCGAAAAGAUCGAGUCAUGCCGCAAUUGUACGGUAAAUCAUCUUGGAUGUACGGCCAAAUACAACUCCUAUGCCGCUACCCAGAAAGUUUUAUCGCUGCAUAACUUAAUUGACCACUUAUCUUCAUUUCUACUCUUUCGGAGCUUUUGUUGCUCGGAAAAAUUAACAGACCUAGUUGCCUUUUUUCCCUAUUGCUAUCUGCUUAUAAGCCCGCAGUAAUUACGCUAGGCGGCUGUUACUCUUAAAGAUGAGAUUUCUAAAACGGUUUAAGGUGGCUCGAAACAGCUUUUUUUUUUGUCUAUUUAGUGUAUUUAGGAACAACACAUAGCAAAUAGCAACACAAAGGGCUUUUAGAGAAAGGCCCACGAACGGUAAAUUGUGUUUCAGUUUUUCAUACAGUCUUAGAAUUAUGCAUUUUACCUGAGAGCCAACUUAAAUAAAAUUCUGUUAGAAAUUUUUUGUGAAAAUCCCCGCGUUUUGGAAUUCAUUCUUAAUUUUUUCUCUGUUUACAGAAUUUUUAAAAAAUCGCUCUCAAGACAUUGCAAGCGGAGCGAAGACAACAUGCUGAAAGUGAAGAAAAAAAAAAUUACCGAGCGAAAGCGGAAAUAAUGCCGCCGAAAGCUUCAAAUUUCUAAACAUUUUGACACGACAAGGUAGGCAACUGCGCAUGCUCAGAGUUUUUACACGAGAGAGAACGCGCAAGACGCACAGGACUUUCUAUUUUCGCAUUUUUUGUUUAAUUCACGUUCUCGGUUAUCCUGUACAGAUAGUUCAGCUUUAUUUCGGCUUGAAGUUUCGAAUAGCCAUUAGCUGAGCAGCUUUUUGUUUUGCUCGAUGUCGAAAAUCGACCGGUACUUGGAUUGCGCAGGGACCCGGAACUAAUCGACGUGGCACACGCUCGAUCUUCUUAGUCAUUACGAGAAGCAGAGGAAUCCUCUUUCCCAAGCACAUGUUGCAUCAUCAACUGAAGUUAUUACAAACACUGUUAUCAAAAGGAUCCCAAAACAAACUUUCACUUUGACGUAUUGAAAGAAAAAUUGCGGCGAUGUGAGGCCGGGAAGAUCAUUACGUAUUGAAACAAUUUACCUGAACUUCUAACUCUUAUCUUAUUUUCUUUGUAAAGAACAUGGUAACUUAAGAACGAAGAAGCAAGCUCGGCCUCAUUACAAAAGAAAAACACAGUCUACUUGGCCGGCGCAAAAUCAAGCGUGACACGAAAGCGGUCGCCAUCUUUGUUUACAUAUUUUUUCAUUCGCAAACUUUAAAAGUCCCGCGUGUGAUCGCGUGUAUUGGAAUCCAGUCCUUGCGUGCCAAAAAAACUAUUGCGAGCCACCUUAACUUGCUCUCCCAGAUUAAUGGUCGGUCAAAAGGAUGGAGUCGUGCCGCAGUUGUACGGCGAAUUAUCUUGAAUAUAUGUCUAAGUGCAACUCCUUUACCCCUACUUUUUAAUGUAGAUGUCUAAUCCAAAGUCUACCCUGAACGUUUAUCGCCGCAUAACUUGACCUCUUAUCUUCCUUUCUACUUUCCCAGAGUUCUUGUUGCUCGGAAAAAUUAACAGACCUAGUUGCUUAGUCAUUUCUUUUUCUUUGGGCUACUUCAUAGACCAAUGCGCUCGAGUGAUGGCAACAAUAUUGCACGCAGUGAAAUUGAACUGAAAUAGACGGUAUUUAUUAAUGAUUAAGAGGAAGCAGCUCUUCGUCCUAUGAUUUUAGAUAGUUCGCUGCUAUUAAAAUCGAAAUUUUAGAACGUGUUUAAGGAAAGGGGCUGACGGAAGCUUUUUGUUUUAGAUAUGGCAAGACUUCCCAGAGCCAUUUUUAUGAACCACGCGUUUUAAUUUGGGAAACAAUAACAGGAACACAAAAUAAACGAAACACCGGCUUCAUCCCGCUGGUUCAGCUGUUAUAUCCAGCUACACUAUCAUUGCCAUCGCCCAAUAGAGAGUUUUCUUUGAACAAUAGUCAGUAACCACAACUGUAACAUACGUAGCCGCAGUUUCAUGAAAAGUAUCCCAUGCGGAAAACCUUCUUAAUUCGGAGCUCAUUUUGCGAUCAGGGCAACAUAAUUUUUUUUACUGGAAUAAAUAUGCAAUAAUUUUAAAAAUAUUUAAGAGCGAACGUGAGACACCGUGAUAAGUCAUAUGAUUUAGUAGCCUAAAAUGGAAGUUUGCAGUUUCCAUAGUUAAGAUCAUGAUUUGUAAACGCCACGUAACGGAGUUACCCAGCCUUCCUUAUAAAUGAACGUCGUUCUGGAUUUCUUUUAAUUGAAGUUUGUAGUCAGUUUUCUCGACGAAUAUAACCACACUUAUACAUGCCUGAUUAGAUGAGGCUCCUUAUUCGGACAGUAAUAUUAAUCAUGUCGAAUUAAAUAAAUGGCUGAGGAAACUAAUAAACGGGUGAGCAAUGCCUGUGCUGUUUCACUUACACUUGAUAAAGUUUCAUUCUUCGUUAUUUGAGCCUUAACAUUUUCAGGCGGAUUACUUUGAUCUAAAUGUAAAAACUGAAAAAAAAAAAAAAAAAAGAAGAGAAGCUGCCAACAGGUAAUUGUUUGAAUAGCAUAGCCUUUCCAUUGUUAAAGUGGAAAUUAAGAAAUGAUUGACAUGUUUUUGAAAUGUUUUGGUGGAUCUAAAAUUUUUUAGUUGUUCGGGCGUUGCAUUCUGCACAAGCUCUUAUCUGCUAACCAUCUAGAACAAUCGAUUAUUCUUAAAUACAAAAAGAAAAAUGGAUAAAUAAAAUAAAUAAAAGAUAGCAUAUUCUUAUAAGAGCUUGUGCAAAUUUCAGCUCCACCUAAACAUUACAUCGAGGCAUAAACAUGUCAAUCAUUUCUUAAUUUCUACUGUCUCUUUCCUCUCCAGUGGAGUUUUUUUAAGCGUAAAGUGAGAAGCGCAAAAUGCUGGACGCCAUGGAGGCCAAAUUUCAGUUUCUGUGGUCAGUUAUGUACUCCUCCAUUAGGACUUUGAAGAAAAACUAUCCCUACGGAAUAAGUUUCAUUACCAUAAUGUAUACUUCCUUUAUUACUUCACAUCACGCCGGAAUUUUCACUGGAAAAGAAAAAACAACAACAACAACAACAACAACAACAACAAAAAACAUUCCAGGCUCCUUAAAAUUUGAAUAACUUAGUUCUAUCUGGUCAGAACAGGAGCAGUGGAUUUACCCUUUAAGUCCCAGUAGUGAUCUAGACAGAAUUUCUCCUUACACUAUCAGCACAAUAACAAGCAGACAAGUAAUGAAACAAAAGAAAAAUAUCAAUUAGGGGAUUAAUGGCUGAUCCAAUUGGCAAACAGUAAGGAGAAUUAUCAACAAGAUCUUGGGAAUUCAAGGGUUAAAGCUGGUUCUUUGUUUGUUUUCUGUUGUCUGUGUCGUUGUAUUGUAUUUUGACAAAAUGGAGCGCAUAGUAUUUAAAAAUAGAUUUAGGAAGUAUUUUUAGAUCGAAAAAAACAAAGAAACAAAAAAAAAAUAAGAAAAAACAAAACAAACAAAGAAACAAAAAACUUCCGUCAGCUCUGCUCCUUAAACACCAUAUAAAAUUUCGAUUUCAGCCUCACUGAACAUUUCGACCGUAUCUGCGCUAAAUUGGAGUUUAAGGGAUAUUAUGAGGACCGCUGCUUGCAUUUUUUUUUUGUUUGCAUUUGGUGUUACAAAUGCUUCAGAAGAUCAAGUCACCGAUGGUAAGCACAUUAAUUCUUCAGUAUCUAAUCAUACCUUGAAUUCAUCUUGGUAAAAUAUGAGCUGAAGGCAAUCAAACGUGUGCACUUAAAAAUAUAUCUUUCUAAAUGCUUUCCUUUGCAAGAAAGUCAGGUUGUUUACAUUUGGCAAAAAAAUCAAACAGGGUCGACGGAUGGUUGAGGAAAAGUUUGAAAAGGAUAUGAGUCGAUUAUCAUAGCUUGAUACUCUAAAAUCAUCUUCCCUCAAAUUCCGUCAGCUCUGUUCCUUAAACAUCCUAUAAAAUUUCGAUUUCAACCCCACUGAAGAUUUUCGACUGUUUCUUCUACAGGAUAUUUUGAGGACCGCUAUUUCCACCAUAUUUCUUUUUGCAUUCGAUGUUUAUGUUCAAUUAAGUUCGCGUUUUUGCGUGAGGUCGAAUCCCAUUUACACAUCCACACAUCUUUAUAUAUAAAUACUUGUCUAUCUGGGGGUUAGAUUAAACGUGCAUUAAUGUUGUAGCGUAAAACAUGAAAUAUAUUGCUACAUACACGAUUUUAUAGAAAACUCCCAACGUAUUUGUAUUCGUUGUUAUGAUGCAGGAACAGAGUUCAAGCUCACCUUUAUAUCAUUAAACAUGGGACUGAAGGGGAAGGGAAGGUGGAUGCCUCCCCUCAAAUGUCUUUUUACUUAUGUAGUGACCUAAUCUUGCAAAUUCACAGUUUCGUUUACCCAAUCCCCACUGCACCAUGGCAGAUGUAGAAACUUUCUUGUGUGUCGGAGCUUUUCAUUCAGUUCCCCUUCUGUGUAGCUUCUUUUAAUUUUUGCAAUUGAAAGGUAAGUAAAUAAAUCAUUUUGCCUUGAUUGUCUUUUUUCUCUCUUAUCGGUCGACUUCCCGUAAACAUUAGUUACGAUCUGCUCCAAGUAUACUUUCCACGACAAAAAAAUUAGCUGGAGUGCAGCCGAGGAAAAAUGUCGCGAACAAGUGAAGGGUUUACUUGUCUCAAUGGAAACUGAAAAAGAAUGGCACUUUGUCAAGAACUUAACCGAAAAGCGAACAAAGACAAGUUGGUUCAUUGGCUUGGAAAGAGUUAAUGGAUCUUAUAUUUGGUACUGGUUGAGUGGAAGCAUCGCCUGGGUCAACGGGACAUCAGCUGGAACAUGGCGUUGGAUUGUAGGAGAACCAAACAAUUUUGGAAAAGAAAAAUGCGGAGAGAUGUGGCAAAACGGAAAGUAUCACAACAUUCCGUGCCGGGCAAAAAACUAUUAUGAAGAUCCAGGAUAUAUAUGUGAAAAGCAAGUCAGUAAGUUCAUGAUCAUGCCGAAGCUAUGUUAA